GGGAGAUCACUGUAGCGUCAAGCUUUUUGACGACUGCGCAGACGGUGCUGUUUCGGCUGUUCUAAUUACUUCCGGCUGCAGGUGCGACCCAAAACUUUUAGACAGAAUCCCUUAAAGAAAUUAAAAUUAAAAUGUCUUUUUUUAUACGGAACGAUAAACCUUUAAAGAAACGGAAACUGCAGGACACAAAACGCCGCAAGGAUCGUAAGGACCUUAAACUGACACAAGAACCUACGGAGAGCAGCAAUAAUAAGCAGGAAGAAGAAAUUGAAUCUGACAGUGAUGUUGAAUACGACAAGUUACCAUCGGAUGAGGGUGGCUCAUCAGAUGAAGAAACAGCUCAGGAGAAAAAGAUUCGUCUGGCUAAAAAAUAUUUGGCUGAAUUGAAAAGUGAGGGUGUUGGAGAUGAUGAGGAUGGAAGUGAUGACGAUAAAAGAGAUGCGAUCAGUGACAGGUUGAAACAUGAUUUUUUAGAACAGAGUGGGAAACUCAACAAACAAGUUGCAGAUGAGUACCUUCCACCUGAAAGUUCUGAUAUCACAUACCUCAAAGGACACAAGCUACCAAUCACCUGUAUUGUAAUCACUCCAGAUAAUAACUACGUUUUCAGUGCUUCCAAAGAUUGCUCUAUUAUCAAAUGGAGUGUAGCGAAAUGUUCCAAAGUCCAUAAAAUUCCACGAGUGGAAAAGGGAGCCGAGGGUGUGAAAGUGGGUCACACGACACACAUAUUAGCACUAGCGAUAUCAUCUGAUGGAGAAUUUCUGGUGUCGGGUGACAAGAGUAAGUUAAUACACAUCUGGAAUCCAACCAAUUGCCAGCAUAUACAAACGUUUAAGGGUCACCGUGAUGCCAUCACAGGUUUAGCCUUCCGGAAGAAUACUCACCAAAUGUUUAGCUGUUCCCAAGACCGUUCUGUGAAAGUGUGGGAUUUAGACCAGAUGUCCUAUGUUGAAACACUAUUUGGCCACCAAGACACGAUAACCGGUAUCGACUCUCUGACAAGAGAGAGAGCUUUGACAUCUGGAGGUCGAGAUGGUUCCGUUCGUAUUUGGAAGAUUCUAGAAGAAUCGCAGUUGGUCUUUAAUGGUCACAAAGGAUCUAUUGAUUGCAUUUCACUAAUUAACGACUCGUGUUUUAUAUCUGGUGGAGAUGAUAAUUGUCUGUGCUUGUGGAAUGUGGCUAAGAAGAAGCCAGUAGCUGUCUGCGUAAAAGCCCAUUCUGGGGCAAAGGACGGUGUAAAUACAGUGGCUGGUGAAAACUGGAUAUCAUCCGUUGCAGCUAUGCAGCACACAGAUUUGGUUGCAUCAGGUUCUAAAGAUGGUUUCCUUCGUUUCUGGAAAUGUGGACAAGGCUUUAAGAAUCUCAAAUCUUUGUUUGCAGUUCAAAUUCCUGGAUUCAUCAAUUCCAUCCAAUUUUCCAAAGACGGGUCCUUCGUUGCGGCUGGCGUCGGUCAAGAACACAAAUCUGGCAGAUGGUGGCGAAUAAAAGAAGCAAAGAAUGCUGUUUGUGUAAUCAAGUUACGGACAUCUUAGUCCGUAACGAGAUUAAUUCUUCAAACUGUGUAAAUAUUUCGUCUUGUUUAUACAAAAUUGGACUCCACAAAUAAAAGUUGUACAAACAGACAGACAAAAAAAUAAGCAAUAUAUAAAAAAAAAAGGAAGCUAUUUUUAA
Octopus sinensis (East Asian common octopus) is the source of this 1671-nucleotide messenger RNA. Its product is annotated as U3 small nucleolar RNA-interacting protein 2. The record is from RefSeq and is a predicted model, not a curated record. Gene Ontology annotation, molecular function: protein binding; snoRNA binding. Lineage: Eukaryota; Metazoa; Mollusca; Cephalopoda; Octopoda; Octopodidae. The transcript is spliced from 14 exons. Bases 132 to 1532 code for a protein of 466 amino acids. Gene Ontology annotation, cellular component: small-subunit processome.